AGUAAGCUGGGGAGUGUGACUUACCUAUAUAAACGGUUUUCUCGGUGCCUGAUAAAGAUUUAAGUCGAUUCAGCAUAAUUUUAUAAAUUAUAAUCGAUAAUUACUGGAACAGACAAUAAACACUUUCCACAUGACAAUUUCUUACCCGGUGAAAAGUUUCCUGUCCUGUGCCAUAUGUCUAAGUAAGGCCGUUUCUUUUUCUUUAUUUUUUUUUUAUUUUUUGUUGUUGUUUUUAACCACUGUUUCUUAAUUUUUCAAGUUCCCUGCAACGCUCAGCAAGUUGAGAAUAAACCCAUUGCUGAAGUUGAAGAACAAAAAAAUCCUUAUGACUUCUGCAAAGGUAAAAUAGAUGGAAAUUAUGCCGAUCCUGCAAAGUGUACGGGCUUCAUAUCGUGUGUGGAUCAAAUGACAUAUUUUCAACUCUGUCCAAGUGGCCUUCUAUUUAACGCGACAACCAGACAAUGUGAUUACUCAGAUCAAGUCGACUGCAAUGCUGCUCUCAAUAGCAAAGAAAACGCUGAACUAAAUACAGAUGAAAGAAAAAAUCUUAUGCAAGAUGGAGUGUGUAAAGUCGAUGGUCGAACUUUUCAAAAAAAGCAGAAUUUUACAUUACAAAAUUGUAACGGAAAAUGCAUAUGCGAAGGUCCGGCAUAUCGUUGCGUGUCGUUAUGUGCUCCAUUAGGGCAAGAUUGUCCAAAUGAAAAAUAUUUAGUAGAACGACAGGUUAUGGUUUCACAAGACCCUACGUGUUACUGCACGUAUGUUCUAUGUUCCGCAAUGGGACGAGGAUAAUCUCGCCUGAAACAGGCAUUUAAAGUUAUAAUUGAAGUUGCGAGAUAAGUAAUGUUAGUGUAACUUAAAAUAUAAAAUAAAAGUAAAACUUCUUUGCGGUCUCUUUGGAAGUGGUGAAACUGUAAUAAUAUUAUUGACUAAGAGGACAGACAUUAUCACAUGUAUAAUACGACCGCUCAAAAUUGAGUGUUUAACAGAAAAUUUUUAAAAUUCGAAAAUAAUUUCGAAUGUUAUCAAAACAAAACAUUCGGAAGCGCAUCUCUCUUAUGCGUAAACAAAGAUUUUUGUCUUAAUCUUGUCUGUCUAUGACUUGCAAAUCCAGUUUUAGUUUCCACAUGUUUCUACGACAACAGUUAUAAAUUAAAAUGUUCCACUAACUUUAUUUAUUAUGUAAAAGUCACGGUAAAUUAAAUUUUAUUGUUUGUUCCCUUUGUCUCUUUACUUUAAGUCGAUUGUUGUCAAUUUCAUUAAAAAAAGUUUUUAUUUAUUUCCGCCAUUUAUAAAAAAUUUUUACAGCAAACUUUUUGAAAA
Hydractinia symbiolongicarpus is the source of this 1323-nucleotide messenger RNA. RefSeq lists its product as uncharacterized. Lineage: Eukaryota; Metazoa; Cnidaria; Hydrozoa; Anthoathecata; Hydractiniidae. Gene Ontology annotation, cellular component: extracellular region. The transcript is spliced from 3 exons. Gene Ontology annotation, molecular function: chitin binding. Bases 406 to 792 code for a protein of 128 amino acids. The record is from RefSeq and is a predicted model, not a curated record.